Messenger RNA from Owenia fusiformis, 964 nucleotides. The record is from the annotation of a GenBank genome assembly. Lineage: Eukaryota; Metazoa; Annelida; Polychaeta; Sabellida; Oweniidae.
GACAAACACGAGAUGAGGAACUACUUGUAAAUAGGAACUCGGUGCCCCCUAUGAUUCUCGCAGAAUAGACAUAAUACACGUUGCUACUGAACGUCAUUAUAUCAAUGUCCUGAAUUGUCAGAACACUAUAUUUCAUAGGUAAAUAAAUUAAUUAGUUCGUGAAAUUUCAGUAAUGGAAAGCACCAGCCUAUUGUUUAUAUUAGAGACGAUAUGCUUGAGUUAGUGGCAGCAAUUUGCUAAUCAAUUCUGAGGCCAUUUCGAGCAAUCCAGGAACAGUACUAUAAUUGUCGUUAGCAGGUACAGAGUGGGAGCCACUGUGGAAGAAAGGGAUAAAUUAAAGAGGAAAGGAAAAACAAGUUUGUGGAUUUACGAUUUUAAGAGGGACAUUAUGAACACAAUAAUUAUAUCAUUUCUAGCAACCUUUUAUUUCGCUCAAAUAGCGUGGUCAUAUCCAUUCCAUCAAGUUUUUAACGACAGAAUAAAAAUAGAGAGAAGGAGCUGUUGUGAUAGGGCAGAGAAUAGAUGUAGAGCUUUUGGUGCAGGAGGGUCAUCUUUGAACGCCUGUGUGACGUAUACCUGUGGAGGAACGUGUGGAAGUACAAACUUCAUGAAACGCUUUUUUAAAUCGAAGAAUAAUGCACUGACCAAGACUGAGAAAAUGUCCGCAAAGAAGCGAUCAGAUUGUUGUUUGGUGAGCAAAAAUAGAUGCCCGGGAAGUUUCGCCCAGUGCCAGGCAUUCAUGAACUAUAGUUGUGGCGGAUGCUUUUAGAGCAAUGUUUGCGCAUGCGUCAAGUUUCAAGCAUCAAAGACACAUGUUCUUUAGUUUGUUUUCGAGGAGUGCUAGGGUUCAAAUGUUUUGAUAAUUAAUGUUUGAUUAAAACAUUUGAUUUGAUAAAAAUAUUGUGUUUUGUUGUAUGUCAUAUAUUGAAACAUAUCAAAAUGAAAUCUCUGAUGAUACAGAGUU